Messenger RNA from Nothoprocta perdicaria, 1470 nucleotides. RefSeq names its product zinc finger CCHC-type containing 17 (gene ZCCHC17). Bases 36 to 758 code for a protein of 240 amino acids. The transcript has 7 exons. Gene Ontology annotation, biological process: RNA stabilization. The record is from RefSeq and is a predicted model, not a curated record. Gene Ontology annotation, molecular function: zinc ion binding; RNA binding. Lineage: Eukaryota; Metazoa; Chordata; Aves; Tinamiformes; Tinamidae.
GGGCGGGCGGUGAGGACACAGUGCGGCCGGGCAGGAUGGAGCCGCUGCCCGAGCUCUACGCCAUCUUCCAGGGGGAGGUUGCUACUGUCACAGAAUAUGGGGCGUUUAUAAAAAUCCCAGGCUGCAGGAAACAAGGACUUGUUCAUAAGACUCACAUGUCAUCCUGCCGUGUGGACAAGCCCUCAGAGAUGGUAGAUGUUGGAGACAAAGUAUGGGUCAAAGUUAUUGGUAAAGAGAUGAAGGAUGACAAACUGAAACUGUCCCUCUCCAUGAAGGUCGUUAACCAAGGGACGGGAAAAGACCUGGAUCCAAACAAUGUUUCCCUUGAUCAGGAUGAGAGGAAGAAACGUACGUUCAGAGACUAUACUAGUCAAAAGAUCACUCUCGAAGCUGUCUUGAAUACUGUGUGCAAGAAAUGUGGUUGCAAAGGUCAUUUUGCCAAGGAGUGUUUCAUGCAGCCUGGAGGUACCAAAUAUAGCCUGAUUCCAGAAGAGGAGGAAGAAGGGGCAGAAACAGCAGGACUUGAAAAAAAUAAAAAGAUGAGCCUGACUGAUGAUUCUUCAAAAAAAAGGAAAAAGGAGAAAAAGAAGAAAAAGAAACAUAAGAGUAAACAGUCUUCCGAGUCCGAUUCAGACAGCUCCGACUCGGACAGCGAUGAGGCUCAGCCAGCCAGCAAGAAGGCCAAACAUUCGGGGAAAAGCAGCAAGGCUCAGAAGAAGAAGAAGAAAAAGAAGCAUAAGAAGAAGCACAAGGAGUGAGCGAGCAGAUGCACAGGGAACUGACAUAGCAAAUUCCUGGAAAAUACUGCUGGGAGAGCAGGACUGAAUCACUUCCUUGCCCCAAGGGCAAGGUGUUUCCUUCUGAAACUAAUGCUCAACCUGUGAUGUUUGAGACUUUGAUACUCGUUUUCACCAUCACCUUUAGAUGUGGGCUGCUGUUUUCUCCCACUGAGUCCAGUGGGCAUGCCUAGAAAAAACAGGCUAAUUCCCCCUGUUCAAUAGCACCUCUCCCCUCCUGUAGCCCCCAGUUUUGCUGGCAAGACCCUGGUGCUGCGCGCGGCUGCUUAGGACAACAGCAGCCCGGUAAGGAGCCUGCAUGCCACCCAUCCCCGGCUCUGCUUGCCUGUAAAAGGUGGAGCCCUGCAGCCCGUCCGUGCUUUUCCCUACCAAUCCGUGCAGAGAGCUGCAGGGGGAGGUGCUGCCAGACCCCCAGUGGUUUGUUGGAUCAGUGUAAGAAUGCAGGGCCUGAACCACAGCCCAGUGCCCUCAUCUCAAACAGCUCCCGGAAAGGACAGCUGAUCUCCCUGCUGUUGCCUGUUUCCUUUCCCAGCAUAAAGCAGGAUUAUAACCACCUCCACGCUGGAGGGGCUUCAUUCAUGGUAACGGUGUGGAGCUGUAUGGUAUAAAAACACUCCCUCCAUUUCAUUCAUUUUCUCAGCAAACAGCCAGAGUGGGAAACUCAGAAGUAGCG